GGCAGUGGUGGGAGGUAGGUCGUGAAGGCUGAGCUCGGCAGGGCGAAUAACCUGUCGAGGGUGUCGCAUUUGUAGGGAGGGGAUUUGAAAUCAGACAGUGGGACUCCGAGGGUCCCAUAACCCCCGGACCACGCUUACCGUCUGUCAGCCUGCUGCUUCCCCUGCGACAGCCACCUUCCAGGCGCCCUGGAGACCUAGAGCACGUCUUACCCUUCCCUUCCCCUAGAAGCCCCCGUAGAGUCCUGUGGUUGAUUUAACGCUGUCAUUCCCUUAAACCCUUCCCCGAAAUAGGCAGGCCAGUGUGUGUGCCAGGAGUUAUUGUUAGGUGCAGGGGAUUUUGAGCAGGUAGGACAUUGGGCGAGACAGACAGGAUCCCUGCUUUCACAGAACCUGUGUGGAUGAGACAGACAGGAAACUAGUAAACAGGUAGGUAAGAGAACAUUAGCUAGUGAGAAGUGCUGUGGAGAAACAGCGUGAUGAGUGGGGCGUGGGCGGUUACUUUACAUUGGAUUCUCUCUAGAUGACGUUUGAACUGAGACCCAAAGGAUAGAAGAGCCGGGCCUGGAAAAAAUGCGGGGAGGAGCACUCCUGACAUAGGGAACAGCAGGAGCAAAGAAGUGAAGGGCAAAGGGCUUGGCAUGGCCAGAGAACAGAAAGAAAUCUCAGUGCUUGUGGUGGUUUUGAGGUUUGUGAUGACAUGGUGACUAAGGAUAUCAUGACACCCCUGGUCGCACUGCUAAAAGAGUGUAGUGCUGGACUGGAUUCAGAUGAGAUGUCUCCCCAGGAAAAAAAGGAUCAGAACAGAAAUUCAGUUGAGAACAUAGCCAAUGAGGCUGUGAAUGUACUGUGGAAUAUAUGUGAAUGCAAUAAUAGAGCAGUAUCUAUAUUCAACAAAGAAGGCUGUUUGGAGAUUGUAUUAAAGUAUUUAAGUAGGUUUUCCACCAAUGUUGACCUGGCUAUUUCAGUAGCAAAUUGUUUGCAGACUGUGACUGAAGAUAAUCCAGAGUUACUGAAAUCAUUCAGUGCUGCAGGAUUGCAAAUACUGGAAUCAGCAAUGCUGUCGUCUGUCAAUUCCAUGGAGUACAUUCUAUUAAAGACAUUAGUGGCAGGCACAGUUUGGAAUCUAAAGGACCUUAUUCCUUCCAGGAGUCAAGCAGAAAUCAUAAAUGCUGUACUCAAGAUCCUGUCGGAAGUUUUGGAAAUGGAUGCUGGUCAGACAGUUAUUCAGAUGAAGGUGGCUGAAACUCAGAGGUUGAAAACUGCUGCAGAGACUGAGGAAAUCUUAGAGAGUGCUAAUGGUGAUGUUUUGAUUGAAGAUGAUGAAGUGGAAGAAAUGUCUCACAAAAGAAAAGCAAGAAGGAAGGCCUUUGUUUCAGAUUUACUUCCGCCCACUGACAAGGAACUGAGACAGACCACAGCACUGCUGUCGGCCCAGCAGACUGCUUUGGAAAUUAUUGUCAACAUGUGCUGCAGUGAAGAUCCUUCUGAUGAUGAGUGGGAAGAGUUCUCUAGCAGUGAUGAGAGUGAUGCAUUUAUGGAGACUUCCUUCAAUGAGUGUGGUGGGCAGCUGCUGUCUCCCCUGUGCCUCUCCCAUGAGAUUCACACUGCGCUCACCAACUGUCUCAUCCCAAAGAAGAUUGUUGAGAAAACUGCCUUUCCAAACUGCACUGCAGUUGACAUAUGUUCUAAGAACCCCACUUGGAAACCUUUGAUUAGAAAAAUGAACACGAUACAGUGCAGAGCCCUCGUGUGUCUCCAGAGUCUCGUGUCCCUCCUGGAUGUGGACCACCUGGGAGGGGCUCCAGCCCUUCAGACACUUGCUCAGCAUCUGUCCCAGCUGCUUUUUUCUCAGCCAGAUUUUGCUAAACAUACUGACUUUCUAGAAGCCAUAAGUGGUGCCUUGAGGGCCCUUUUGCAAACAAUGGCCUCCAAGAACAUUUCUCAGUGCAUGACUCCUGAUCAGCUGAUGACAUUAUGCAAAGCAGGCAUUUAUAACAGUAACACCGGGGUUAGAGUGAAUGUUGUUAGUAUCUUAGGAAUCACUGGCAGCGUCUUAGCCAAAGAAGAUGGUACUCUUGAAACCCUUAAGACCAUUGGGUGCUGUCUGCUUGAGGUCGCCACCAAAGACCCUUCCCUUGUAGUAGCAGGAGAAGCUCUGGAUGCCCUCUUUGAUGUUUUUGCAGAUGGUAAAGAAGCCGAAAAAGCUUCAGUUCAAAUUAGAUUGUUAUCUGCUCUGAAAGAAUUCCAGCCAGUCUUCAAAAUGAAGAUGCGAAAAGAAGGGAGAAGUAAAUACAGUCAGGAGCAGCUGUGUGUUCUCGACAAUGUGAAAAUGAAUCUGAGAAGGUUUAUCACUUACCAAGAAACUGUUGAGAAAAGGCUGACUUCUUGAACCAUGGAAGAAGAGACAGUUUUUGCCCUUAAGUGUUCAAUGCUAAGAAUACUAAAAGGUUUCCAUUGAAAGUACCAAUAUUCUAGACAUUAAUUUGAAGUUCAUAAAAACUUGAAAACCUCUCAAGAACUUUAUCUUUUAAGCUCCUGGGUCUGGGUGGCGUUUCCAGCCCUCUCUGAUCAAUUCUGUUUCCAGCGUAUUUUAAUCACUGGAAGCACAGAGAGUGGAAAUGAGGAAGCAUGAAGGAGUCUCACGUGAUCCUUAACCGACUUGUGAGCAGUGAAAAUGAAGACGCUUCUGAACAAUCAUGUUUUCCUUGAGUUUUUUUUUUAAAAAAAAUCCAGAGUAUUGGCUGGAUGCUCUUUGAAGUCGGUAUCAUUUUAUAUUGGCUGAAUCUUGAACUGAAAGAUGAAGACAAGCUUUAUGAAACAGUUUUUGGUAUGAAGUUUACUGAUUUAUGUUUGCCUUUUGUGAAGAAGUGAAUGAGUUGAAUUUAUAUUUCACUAUUUAGUAGUUAUACUAAUGAGCUACUUGUCAUCCUGUAUACAAGAUGAGGAGCCCUGGUGGCAAAAUGGUUAAAGAGCUUGGCUGCUAACCAAAAGGUCGACAGUUCGAAUCCACCAGCUGCUCUUUGGAAACCCGAAGGGGCAGUUUACUCUGUUCUGUAGGGUCGCUGUGAGUUGGAAUUGACUCCAUAGCAGCGGGUUUGGUUUUGGUUUUUUAUCCAAGAUGAACUGAUCAAUUAUUGCUUUGUAGCAUCCCUCCUUGAUUUGAUUUAAUAUGGAAUAGGAAUUAAGAGAUAAUAUUUUUGAAUAAAUAACUUUUUAAUUGAAACUUUGUGUUACAAAAUGUUCUUUAAAAUACUAGAUAAUCCUAUUCUUGGGUAUUUGCUUGCUAGUGCAUAUGCUUUAAAUAUAUAUGGGACCUUCAAAACAAGGUUUGCAGCAGCAGGGAUCUCCAGCUGUAAGGAUGCAGUGAUGAGGUGACAGUUGGAGCAGGGGGGUGCUUUCAGUACAAGUCGUUGUCUGAGAGGGGCUCCUGUCCGCCUGAACGGGAGGGUUGUGGAUGGAGAUUUGGAAAUUUCCCCACAGUGAUCUCAGUUGCCCUGUUAAAAGGCCAGUACCCAGUAUAAGACUUAACUUUUGUUUACUACUCUUACAGCUGCAUAAAAUGAGCUAGCAGUGUUACAUUUCAUCUGCACUGUAACAUAUUUUACAGACUCUGUCUGUAUGAGAUAGAUUGUUGGGAAACCAAGAUUUCUUCCUCGUUCUGACAGUCACUGAGAUUGUAAGACCAGGUACUUGGUGUACUACAUGAAACGUCAGAUUCAAGGUGAACCAUUUUUGAAUCCUGAUUUGACAUGUUAGGGGAAGUGGCUAUUAGGUUACACCAUUUUGUAUUACUAGGCCUGCUUUCAUAAUCAUUUGAUUUCAUUUUCUAGGUGGGUCUUGUAAGCGCUGUUUUUUUUGCCCCUGAGUAAUAUGUUGACUGUUGAGCAAUCACGACUACUUUUUUUAUGUAAAUUCAAAUUAGGACAUACUGCAGCUGAGGCCAAGGAAAACAUCAAGGUGGCAUUUGGAGGGUGUUGCUAACCAGUGAACAAUACAGCGGUGGUUUCAGAAAUUUCACCUGGAGGCUUGAGCCUUCAGUGAGCCUCGGGAAAAACCAAAAUCUGUCAUAAAUGAAGACGAAUGGAAAGAAUUGUGGAAAGCAAGCCCCUGAAUAACAGUUUGAACUCUUGCAACAGACUUGGGACUAUCUCCUAUGACUGUUUCCUGCCAUUUGAGUGCCUUAAGAAAAGUGAAAAAGUUGGACAGAUAGGUUCCACGUGAAUUGACUGAAAAUCAGAAAUUUUGACUUCUGGAGGUGUGCUCAGCACUGCUAACAGGCGACAAAAACGAGCUUUUCUUGCAGCGUGUCAUUACUUGUGAUGAGAAGUGGAUACUGUUUGACAGUAAUAAACUAUCUGGGCGAUGGUUAGGUGUAGAGCAGUCUCCCAGACAUCAGCCAGAACCACCUCUGCGACCCAAAAAGAUUAUGGUGACUGUACGGUGGUUUGCAAAAGGCAUAAUCCAUUAUUCUUUUUUUGCAACAAGGGCAAUCAAACAGUGCAAACUCAUACUGUCAGGAAAUUGAUCAUAUUCAUGAAAAACAGAUCAAAACAGAUAAGACUGGUCAACAGAGAUGGAUCAAUUCUGCCACACGGCAGCGUGCGAUCCCACUUCUCAAACCACCCGUUGAAAAUCUGAGGAGCGAGGUUAUGAGAUUCUGUCGCACCCACCUUACUCACCUGACAUCUCCCCAAUGGAUGACCACCUCAUCAAGCACUUGGAACUCUUCAUACGUAAUCAAAGAUUCACAAAUCAAGAAGCUGUAGUUGAAGCAUUUGAGCAAUUUAUAGUCUCAAAAGAUGAAGCAUUUUUAAAAGAGGGAUAUAUAACAUCACAUUGGCACAAGAUGAUUGAACAUAAUGGAGCGUAUUUCAAUUAAAUUUGUUUCAUCUCAGUUUAUAAUGCAUUUACUUUUCCUUACAAAAACAGACAUUUCAUGUGGUAUCCCUAAGAUUCCCAAUAAAAAGUGAUACG
This is a messenger RNA of Trichechus manatus latirostris (Florida manatee), 4974 nucleotides long. It is a transcript of the gene HEATR3, whose product is annotated as HEAT repeat containing 3. The record is from RefSeq and is a predicted model, not a curated record. Gene Ontology annotation, biological process: ribosomal large subunit biogenesis; protein import into nucleus. Bases 698 to 2389 code for a protein of 563 amino acids. The transcript has 14 exons. Lineage: Eukaryota; Metazoa; Chordata; Mammalia; Sirenia; Trichechidae.